Molecule: messenger RNA, 633 nt
Organism: Durusdinium trenchii
Lineage: Eukaryota; Dinophyceae; Suessiales; Symbiodiniaceae
Source: the annotation of a GenBank genome assembly
AUGAACCAGGAGCCUGCUUUGAGGAUCGUCACCUUUGAUGACAUCAUUUCAGAGGAGGAAAUGGCUGAGUUGUUGGCUUCCACGAAGGUCUUCAAUCAAUCCAGAGAUCAAGGCGAGGCCAAUGCCUUUGGAAUGCAAGAGGGAAUUAUUUCAUCCAAGCGAACCUCGCAGACGGCUUGGUGCCAAGAUACCUGCAAAGAGCUCCCCAGCUACAUCGCCGUGAUAAAUCGAAUCGCAGAGAUUGUCCAGGUGCCAAGUGAGAACUUCGAGUCCAUGCAAUUUCUGAAGUACCACGUUGGCGAGCGCUACGUAGAGCACCAUGACAUGAACAACGAAAAGGACAAUGACUUCGCUUGUGGUCCCCGGAUUUACACCUUCUUCCUCUAUCUUUCGGAUGUGGAGGAAGGUGGCGAGACGCAUUUCACGCAGCUCAACCUCUCCGUGAAGCCACGCAAAGGCUCUGGUCUUCUUUGGCCUUCCGUUCUCUCGGAGAAUCCCACCGUGCAGGAUGAGAGGACGAUGCAUGAAGCCAAGCCUGUCCUUCGUGGCAUGAAGAUGGCGGCGAAUGUGUGGGUUCAUCUCUACGACUUCAGCACUCCCAAUCACUGGGCCUGCACCGGUGGCGGUCGUUGA